AUGCACACAGGUGUUGGUUCAACAGGCAUUAGAGAACACACCUACACUGUCCAAUCAACUGUGAACAAGAAAGACCAACGGAGAGGAGAGAAGGGCGAGCUGGACUUUGCUAUUCAUCAAAUUACAGAGGUUGGGGGCUUGUAGAAAAUGUUUGGCUUUGUGAACAAACGUAUCGAGCACUGGCUGGCAGAGCGAAAAUGCCGCAGGAACAGACUGGUGACCAAAGAUGGUCACUGCAACAUUGAAUUCGGAAAUAUCAUGUACAGCACACACUUAUCGUUCCUCGCUGACCUCUGGACCACCUCUGUGGAGAUCCGGUGGCGUUAUGUCCUCCUCGUCUUCACCGCCUCCUUCACCCUCACCUGGUUCAUUUUUGGCCUGCUGUGGUAUUGGAUUGCCCUCAACAAUGGAGACCUGACGUGGCAAAACCCCCCAUCAAACCACAGUCCAUGUAUUAUAGGUGUCUAUGGACUCACCACAGCGUUCCUAUACUCCCUUGAAACCCAGACAACUAUUGGGUAUGGUGUCCGAGCACUCACCGAUCUUUGCCCAGGUGCUGUGGCCGUUGUCAUUAUCCAGGCCGUAUUCGGAGCCAUCAUCAACUGCUGCAUGUGUGGAGUCAUCCUGUCCAAAAUCUCUUUACCCAAAAAAAGGGCUAAGACCAUCUCAUUCAGUGACAUGGCUGUCAUCAGCCCCAAAAACGGUUUUCUUUCCCUGUCAAUCAGAGUGGCCAACCUACGCAAGACACUGAUGAUUGGAAGCCAUAUCUAUGGAAAGCUGCUGAGGACAACAAACAGAGCUGACGGGGAGACAAUCAUCAUGGACCAGGUGAACAUUGAUUUUAUAGUGGACGCCGGGAAGGACAACCUCUUCUUUGUCUGUCCUCUCACGCUUUACCACAUCAUCGACAAGAGCAGCCCCUUCUUCGAGAUGGCGGUAGAUACGCUCCACAAUCAAGAUUUUGAGCUGGUCGUCUUCCUAGACUGCACUGCAGAGACCACUAGCUCUGCCUGCCAGGUCCGGACCUCCUUUAUUCCUCAGGAGAUCAUGUGGGGCUACAACUUCUUGCCCAUCAUCUCCAGAAGCAAGGAGGGAAAGUACCGAGUAGAUUUCUCCAACUUCGCCAAGGUGGAGCCAGUGGCCACUGCACACUGUGCCUCCUGUUUCCACAACAUCAAGGGUCAUCAUCACUACUCCAGAGAUGGACAUGACAACCAGGGCUUUGAGAUGAUUGAAAUUAAUGAGCUUCCGAAUGUAACCAAGAUGUGAGAUCAUAGAUACUUUGCAAUGGACAGUGGAAAUUAAGACUGGUACAAAUUAAGACUGUUAGAGGCUCAUACCUCUUACUGACAAACUCCUCAAGUCUUGAAAGGACAAACAGGUUCUGGCAGCAGGUGGUUUUAUGCUAAUGGUAGACAACACAUUUUGUAGCAUUUAAAUAUGAACUAAAGAAAGCCUUGUUUUUUGUUAUUGUAUUGUGUCUAACACAGAUAAGAAAACUGUCUGUGGGUCAGGACACUUAUUGUGAAGUAUUUGUUUGUAAAACCACACCACGCCACUGUCUGCUUCCAAAAAAAAGGGAUGCCAGGUCAUACAUGAUGGUGAGACAACAAUUCAAAAACAUAAACAAAAGGUUUUCCCAUUACUACCACAUGGAAUAUACACAUGUGAUAUUACUUUAAAUGAAGAUGAGUGGUUCUAAUUUACCUUUGGCUUUGUAUACAUCAGGUUUACUGAGUUUGAGAGGCAGCAAAACGAAUGUAUCGUCUUGUGUGAAACUGUUAGCCACUUGAAUGCACUGUUCGUUCGUUCAAUAGUUCAUGUUACUGUAGGCUGUUGUACACAAAGAGACACUUGAAACCAAUAGAGUAUGCUUAACUAUUCAAACACUGAAGCACUAGCUAGGGUUGGGCUCACAGGCCACGUUUUUCAAAGUGGGUGGCAGCAGCUUAGUCCGUAGGGCCUUGGCUUGAUAACAUGAGGGUAGCAGGUGCGAAGUGUGGACUGGUAGAGAGGAGAGGUGCCACUUCACCUCCUGUGCACUGCCAAGGUGCCCUUGAGCAAGGCACUGAACCCCUAAAUGAUCAAAAUGAAUUUCCCCAAAUAAAGUCCAUUAUGUAUGCUAGCUGUGUUUUUCUUUGUGAGUGAAGACAUUGUAUUUAUGAAAAUCAAUCUUUGUUAAGUCUUAUUGUAUUUGAUCUCAGGGGGAAAAAUACACUGAAAUACAUUUUUGCAUAUCA
Messenger RNA from Perca fluviatilis (European perch), 2240 nucleotides. RefSeq names its product potassium inwardly rectifying channel subfamily J member 1a, tandem duplicate 1 (gene kcnj1a.1). Gene Ontology annotation, cellular component: plasma membrane. NCBI's taxonomy places the organism in Eukaryota, Metazoa, Chordata, Actinopteri, Perciformes, Percidae. Gene Ontology annotation, biological process: regulation of monoatomic ion transmembrane transport; potassium ion import across plasma membrane. Gene Ontology annotation, molecular function: ATP-activated inward rectifier potassium channel activity. The transcript is spliced from 2 exons. The coding region runs from base 148 to 1269 and encodes 373 amino acids. The record is from RefSeq and is a predicted model, not a curated record.